UGUUUUUUAUGACGUCACAAAAAUUUACCGAGCCGUCCGAGCCAGUCAAAAUGUCUUCCCUCGCAAGCUUUUUGCCUGCUCCGUCCCAGCCAACAUGGGACAGAGACGAAGAAAGGAGAAAGAUGAUGGCCAAGCAGGCGAACAUGGCCAUGAUUCCAGUAGGCCCCGCCGCUCCGCCGUACGGCCAGAGACAAGGGUGGAUUCCAAGAAAUCCAGAGGAUUUUAGCGAUGGAGGAGCCUACCCUGAAAUCACAGUUGCCCAGUACCCGCUCAGCAUGGGGAGACCGGAAAAGGCAGCUUCGUCAAAUGCGCUAGCCGUCCAGCUCGAUGCAGAGGGAAAAGUUAAAUACGAUGUCAUUGCAAGACAAGGUCAUGCCAAAGACAAAAUCGUCUACUCAAAAUUGUCUGAUUUGUUGCCGGCUGAGGUUGUGGCCGAAGACGAUCCUUCACUGUCCAAGCCAAAUGAAGAGGAAAUUGAAGAAAAUACUGAGAAGACUCGCCUUGCUCUUGAAAAACUCACUCAGUCUAAAAUUGAUGCCGCCAUGCCCGUGCGUUGUGCAGAGAAAGUGGGUCCGGCUCAUUACAUCAGGUACACGCCUGCGCAGCAAGGUGCGUCGUUCAACUCUGGCGCCAAGCAGAGGGUGAUUCGCAUGGUCGAGCUGCAGUCGGAUCCGAUGGAGCCGCCCAAGUUCAAAAUCAACCAGAAGAUCCCAAGAGGCCCUCCCUCUCCUCCGGCACCGGUUAUGCAUUCGCCCACCAGGAAGGUCACUGUCAAGGAGCAGAAGGAGUGGAAAAUUCCACCGUGCAUCUCAAACUGGAAAAACGCCAAGGGUUACACCAUUCCAUUGGACAAGCGUCUGGCUGCUGACGGUCGUGGACUACAACAGGUCCACAUUAACGAGAACUUUGCUAAGUUGGCAGAAGCCCUUUACAUUGCGGAUAGAAAGGCAAGAGAAGCUGUGGAAACAAGAACUCAGCUUGAAAAGAAGGUAGCGCAGAAAGAAAAGGAAAAGAAGGAGGAGAAUCUCCGCCUCUUGGCCCAGAAAGCUCGAGAGGAGCGAGCUGGCAUCAGAAGAGAUGCGGCUACAGAAAAAGAUGAGGAAGUCCGCGAAAGAGAUCAGCUGCGGUAUGAGCGUCAUAAGGAGAGAGCCCGUGAAAGAAAUAUUGCCAGGGCAGCACCAGAUAAAAGAAAUAAGCUUCAGCGAGAGAGGGAACGCGAUGUUAGUGAAAUGAUUGCCCUUGGCAUGCCAGCUCGCGGACAAGCGUCUCACGAGACUCAGUACGAUCAGCGACUCUUCAACACCAGCAAAGGCAUGGACUCUGGUUAUGGCGACGAUGAAGCUUAUAAUGUCUACGAUAAGCCUUGGAGGGACAACAGCGGCCUUGGCCAGCACAUUUAUCGUCCGUCUAAAAAUGUCGACAAGGAUAUUUAUGGAGACGAUUUAGACAAGUUGAUGAAAACAAACAGGUUUGUGCCUGACAAAGACUUCAGCGGUACGGAUAGAAAUGCAGCACCACGAAGUGGACCAGUUCAGUUUGAGAAGGACGAGGAGGAUCCCUUCGGUUUGGACCAGUUCUUGACGCAGGCCAAGAAAGCAGCUGCCAGCAAGCGACCCAAAGAUGACCGUGACGGCCGUAAAGAAGAAAAGUCUAGUUACGAUCGUGGAGAUAAGCGUCGCCGCAAGGACUAGAUUUAUUCUGUUAAUGGACUUUCUUUGAUUUCUUCUCUUAAUUGUAAGCCACUAAAAGAAAACAGAUUUUUAAUUAA
This is a messenger RNA of Neocloeon triangulifer, 1768 nucleotides long. RefSeq names its product puff-specific protein Bx42 (gene Bx42). Lineage: Eukaryota; Metazoa; Arthropoda; Insecta; Ephemeroptera; Baetidae. The coding region runs from base 9 to 1691 and encodes 560 amino acids. The transcript has 10 exons. Gene Ontology annotation, biological process: mRNA splicing, via spliceosome. The record is from RefSeq and is a predicted model, not a curated record. Gene Ontology annotation, cellular component: spliceosomal complex.